AGGGGUGGUGCCGGGACUAGGGCGGGCCUAUAGCUGCUUAGACUCGCAAACAGACCGCCCCUUUAUGGCAUCACACUCCCACCUCAGCUGCCUGGCUGACACAGAAUCACAGACACUUCCUCUAAUCCUCAGUGUGACACGCGGAACUCGCUGCUGGAGGGGUGUCUGUACUUUGUAUCCUCGGUGAUGUUAUGUUUAGCAUCUUAUGGAGAGUUAUGAGGAGACAGUGACAACCAAGUGUUCCACAAUGAAAGCGGCGCUGCUGCUGUUGCUUCUUCUCGGCUACACUGAAGCGGUAGCGUCGAGCCGUGUGUUCCGCACCCUGUCCCACCUGAAGCCUCAGCGGGGAGAUGAUGGACAGACUGCUGCGGUCCGGGAGCUCCUCACACGGCUGCUCGGGGGCAGGGCCAGCGAAUUCUCAGUGACUGUCAAUAGCUCAUUGGCUGAGGAAGGGCUGGACACCUACAAGCUGAGCUCGGGGUCGGGAGGCAAAGUCGUGAUAGAGGGAAGCAGUGGGGUGGCUGCAGCCUCGGGCUGUUACAGUUAUCUGAAAUCCUACUGUGGGAGCCACAUCUCAUGGUCUGGGGUCCAACUGCAACUCCCAGUGACCCUUCCUCCCGUGCCCUCCCCUGUCACUGUCCGCACCCCACACAGGUUCCGCUACUACCAGAAUGUCUGCACCUCCAGCUACUCAUUUGUGUGGUGGGACUGGGCUCGCUGGGAAAAAGAAAUUGACUGGAUGGCCCUCAGUGGAAUCAACAUGCCCCUCGCAUUCACUGGCCAAGAAGCCAUUUGGUAUAAAGUAUAUUUAUCAUUGGGUCUGAAUGAAUCUGAGAUUUUUGAUUUCUUCACUGGUCCAGCAUUUUUGGCAUGGGGUCGGAUGGGGAAUAUUCACACGUGGGGGGGUCCUUUGUCUGUUUCAUGGAUGGAGAAGCGGCUGACACUGCAGUUGAUGAUUGUAGAGCGCAUGAGAUCCCUGGGAAUGAUGACUGUAUUACCAGCGUUUGCCGGGCACAUCCCACAGGGUAUACUAAGGGUCUUUCCCAAAGUUACUGUGAGCAGACUCGGUGGAUGGAGCAAUUUUAACUGCACAUAUUCCUGCAGUUACCUCCUGGACCCGGAAGAUCCUCUGUUUCAGUGGAUUGGGGAACUCUUCCUGAGCCAGAUGGUCGAGUCCUUUGGCACUGACCAUAUCUACAGUGCAGACACAUUCAAUGAGAUGUCCCCCACAUCAUCUGACCCAGGCUACUUGUCGGCAGUCAGCGGUGCUAUAUUUAAAUCCAUGACGAAAGUGGAUCCUGAAGCCAUAUGGUUGAUGCAAGGUUGGCUGUUUAUAAACAACCCAUCAUUUUGGCAGCCUGCUCAGACUAAGGCCUUGUUGCACGGUGCACCGAUUGGCAGAAUCCUUGUCCUGGACCUGUUUGCAGAGACUGUACCUGUUUACCUGAAAACCGAGUCUUUCUAUGGCCAGCCCUUCAUCUGGUGCAUGCUUAAUAACUUCGGAGGGAACCAUGGUUUGUUUGGUAACAUUGAAGGCGUUAAUAGGGGACCCUUUGAUGCUGCCAAGUUUCCUAACUCUACGAUGGUGGGCACAGGGUUAACCCCUGAAGGCAUUGAGCAGAAUGACAUGAUAUAUGAGUUUAUGAAUGAAAUUGGUUGGAGUUCCAAACCCAUCGUCCUGACCGACUGGAUUUCCAACUAUUCUGACAGACGCUAUGGGCAGAAAAAUACAGAUGCCAGGAUGGCAUGGCAACUACUCCUCAGGAGCGUCUACAACUGCACUCAGAUUCUGCACAACCAUAACCACAGCCCGCUGGUCCGUAGGCCAUCUCUAAAUAUGAACACAGAUAUUUGCUACAACAAGGCGGAUAUUUAUAAGGCAUGGAUGUUCAUGCACAAUGCAUCCUCCUCUCUUGGAAAGAGCAGCACUUUCCUGUACGACUUAGUGGAUAUCACUAGGGAGGCUGUGCAGCAAUUAGUCUCAGAGUAUUACUUGGAAAUCAAGGAAGCUUAUCAGAAAAGGGAUCUUCAGCAACUGAUGACUGCAGGAGGGGUCUUGGUUUAUGAUCUUCUGCCUGAGCUUGAUAGUCUUCUUUCCAGCCAACCUGGGUUCCUGCUGGGCUCAUGGCUAAAAGCAGCUAAAUCAAUGGCGUCAACUCCAGAGGAAGCUGCCUUGUAUGACAUGAACGCACGCAACCAGAUCACCUUAUGGGGCCCAACAGGCAACAUCCUGGACUAUGCCAAUAAACAAUAUGGUGGACUGGUGCAGGAUUAUUACUCCGAGCGGUGGGGUCUCUUUGUCUGGUUUCUCGUUCAAAGCCUCAACAAGGGGGAGCAUUUUAAUCAAGAUAAAUUCAACAAGGCUGUCUUUGUUCUAGAAGAAGACUUUGUUUACAAUGGCAAGGAGUACAAGGAAAGCCCUACUGGAGACACCCUUGAGAUAGCCAAUAAGAUUUAUCUGAAGUACCACCCACAAGCCGGAAAGAAAAGGUUCAUCAAUAAGAGUAAAGACCUCAAGCUGAGCCUCUAAUGAGGGAAUUUACGUUCAUACUGGAACUCGCCAUACAGAUGCCCAAUUAUGACUUUAUUCUUUAAGUGCCUUGUUUUCUUCCUGUCUCUUGGCAGAUAUUAUUUUCGUUUUAUUAUAAUGAGGGAAUUUUACUAUUGUCAAUUGAUUUUUAUAAAGAGGUAUUUUUCUAUUUCCCAUCCACCGUGGUACAAAUUUUUAGACCUUGUGUUACUGAUCGUGAGCAUUAUUGAAUUAUGGUGAACUUGCUUGCGAAGUCUAGAUUGGUACAUCCUAAGCUGUGGUGUGUUCUCUUGGCCUUGUUUUUAUAAAUGCAUUGUCCUGGAUUCCUCCCAUGGAUCCUGGCUCUCACCUUCUCUUCUUCCCGUCCAUGUUCUUUUUGAUUCAGUUCCUGAUCACUUCCCUGUUACAUUUUCCAGCACUUCUUACGUUUGGUACUUUUGCCUUUUUUUUUUCUCAUCCCACUAAAUCUCCUACCAAGUCUCUCAUCUCUUUCUGACUCCUUUCUCUCUCCUCACUCAAGCUUAUUUUCUAGUGCUGACCUCUGUUACAAUAUGGUGGCUUCCAUUGCUUGUAUGCUGAGCACACUAUUUGGCAUAAGUAAAGAACAGACCUAAUGUAGCAAUCCUCAAUGUGUCCCUAUGUGUUUUUGCAUCAGAGAUCUCAUACUAUUUGGUUAGGCUUGUUACUAGUAGAGAAGGAUUGCUGUGCUCCUAAAGCACCUUAUAGCCAGCCCAUAGGUGUGUUAUCACUGUACUAUGAAAUAUAUGUAACCAUUUACAUAAAGCUAUGAUUCAUUGCCA
Xenopus laevis (African clawed frog) is the source of this 3330-nucleotide messenger RNA. It is a transcript of the gene naglu.L, whose product is annotated as N-acetylglucosaminidase, alpha L homeolog. The record is from RefSeq and is a predicted model, not a curated record. Gene Ontology annotation, biological process: system development. Gene Ontology annotation, molecular function: alpha-N-acetylglucosaminidase activity. The transcript is spliced from 6 exons. NCBI's taxonomy places the organism in Eukaryota, Metazoa, Chordata, Amphibia, Anura, Pipidae. The coding region runs from base 206 to 2530 and encodes 774 amino acids.